Mytilus trossulus (common blue mussel) is the source of this 2294-nucleotide messenger RNA. Its product is annotated as carboxylesterase 1E-like. Bases 114 to 1811 code for a protein of 565 amino acids. The record is from RefSeq and is a predicted model, not a curated record. Lineage: Eukaryota; Metazoa; Mollusca; Bivalvia; Mytilida; Mytilidae. The transcript has 3 exons.
AGUCAAUUAACCCGCCGAUAAAGUUUAUCUCCUAAUCAUAUGUACAACUAUACAAUUGAUAACAUUGUAAACAUUUCACAGACUACAUUUGAUCUUUGUUUAUAUGUAUAAUAAUGGCCAGACAGUUGCUGGGUUUAGUUUGUCUGAUACACUACUUCUCCGAGGAGAUUUCUUGUGUCCCAGUUACAAUUAAAACACGACUUGGCAAAAUUAAUGGCACAAAAGAACCGACACCUGACUAUACAACGUCUGUCUACAAAUUUUAUAAUAUACCUUAUGCCAAACCACCUAUUGGAAAACUAAGAUUUGCCAAAUCUGAGCCGUAUGGUCAAUGGAAUGGAACUCUGAAUGCCACCAGCCUUGGCCUAGCUUGCAUGCAAUCACCAGAACUUAAUCCUACGUCUAGGUAUAAAGGAUUCUCGGAGGACUGCUUGCAGUUGAACAUAUAUGUUCCAAAUAAUAUAGCAUCUAAUACUAAACGUUCUGUAAUGGUAUGGAUACACGGCGGUGCAUACCAAUUUGGAUCCGGAACAUUAUAUAACGGUACUAUGUUAGCUGCUAGAGGAGACGUUGUUGUAGUGACAAUAAACUACCGACUUGGAAUAUUUGGUUUUCUUUCAUACAAUGAUACUGCUGCUCGAGGAAAUUUUGGUCUAUGGGAUCAAAUCUUAGCUCUACAGUGGAUUCAAGAGAAUAUUGCAGAUUACACUGGUGAUCCGUCUUCUGUGACAAUAUUUGGACAAUCUGCUGGUGGUUUUAGUGUGUCUCUAUUGUCAGUUAUACCGAGCAUCAAGGGAUUGUUUAAACGCGUCAUUGCCGAGAGUGGUGUGGCUGAUUCAUUCUUUGCUCUGACUGACGACGCAAAAUUAGUGUCUGUUGCUUUAAGUGAUGCUGUUGGGUGUAUUUACAAUCCAAUCACCAAAAAUUAUUACGCCAUGCUGGAUUGUAUGAGAUCUAAAACUUCUAUGGAUAUAAUGAAAACUCUCGAUACAUUGGCUACGGACUUAGAGACAUCCAUACGAGUAGCCAUUCCUCUAGCACCGGUUAUUGAUGGUCAACUGUUUAAUGACUUGCCCUCAAAAGUCCUGUCUGACAAGAAUUCACCCGAGUUCGCGAUGUUUCGGUCUCUAGACAUGAUAGUUGGAAACUGUAAUAUGGAAGGCUCUCUUUAUCUCUCAACAACAGUGAAAGAACAAGAAAAGUACAAAUUUAACAUUACAAAUGGAAUUCCAACUUCGUUUUUAUGUAAACAUUUUGCGCCUUCAUUAUCUGGAUUAUAUUAUCAUCAUAGCCUAAAAGUUUCUGACGCCAUUUGUAAUGAAUAUAGCGUCAAGGACAACAUGGAUGAACAAAGUCGACAAGUUUUAGAAAUGUAUACAGAUUUAUUCUUUAUCGCGCCUUCAUUUUCUAUAUUAGAGUCGCACUCGAAUAAUAAUACAUAUUCAAAAACAUAUCAGUAUGUGUUUACGGAAAAAAGCCCUCUUCCGUUUGGCCCACCUAGACCCGCCUGGUACAGAGGAUCUGGACAUGCAUCGGAAGUUGUCUUUCUAUUUGGAAUUGAUGAUUUGCACUAUUCCCACAUUCCAGUUUCUACCGAUCAGUUUGACUUAGCCUUACGUAUGAAAGACUAUUGGACAAAUUUUGCCAAAACCGGAAAUCCUAAUUCUGAAGAAACCGAUGUAGUUUGGCCGGCAUUCAAUACAGAAACUAAAUCGUAUAUGCAGCUGAAUGAUCAAAACUUAACACGCAAUACUUAUUAUAAUUCGGACAGGGUUAAAUUUUGGUUGGUAACAAUCCCAAGCAUGCUUUAGCAUGAUAGCUCAAUCAAAAAGGAUUUAGACCGGACUAAAGUUAACCCCAAACACUAUUGAUGCGGAACAUUUUUACGUUACUCAUUGUUCUAUUCCUCUACAGUGAUAAAAAGUACCAGUCAUGGAAAAUUCGUAUACUCGCCAAUAUAGAAUGAAUAAUGUGUCUCUUCGUGUUUAUUUUUGACAUUUCCUAUUUCCUAUUUAUCAUUUGGAUUUAACAUUUUUUAACACGUGUCCCCCAAAAAGGGUCAAAAUGAGGAAAAUAAAAUAUGGGAAGGGUGAAAUUUGGACACAGGAGACAGAAAAAUUCAGUCUAUCGCCAGAAACGCUCAACCCUUGACAGUGGAGCUUCGCCAACUUUUUCUUUAUACCUGUAUUUUACAUGUGUAUCAAUAUAUUUGUAUAUUAUACAAAUAUACUGUUUAAUAUGGAAAAUUAAAUAAAACUUUAUAUUGAUCUAUUCUGAUUAAAUUGAGAACAGUU